CUCGCGCAGAUCCGUCUUGAAAGCGGUUGUCUCCGCGCCGAGACGUGUAUACCCCACAAACGAGGGAGAGUUGAUCAUGUUGCACUUUUCCUUGACCUCAGUCGGAAGGUCGAACAACUCGGGGAGUCGCGCAUGUGUUCGUUUGAUAAGGUUCUAUAUCAGUUAGGCGAGGCUCGAUUGACAGCGAUGUCCGUACCUCGAGUCCAUGGUUAGUCAGGUACAGAAAACCGACGACGAAGAUCGCCUCGCGAAGCUGGUCCAGAGUUUCAGCCCGAGUCUCGGGGUCCUGGAGUCGCCGCCAAUCAAUGAUCGGGAUGGAGGAGAAGGUAUCGGACAUGGCGACAAUGAGGAUCAGAGUGUCUCCAACCCUGGACAACGUAACCGAAAGUUUGAUACUAUACUUGAUAUUUUCGUUCGCAGCGCUCUCAAUAUCCUCAAAUUUACCUUAUAUCCCUGUAUGCUUUUUGAUGGGUCUCGGUCCGUUUGUAGACGACAUGGAUAUUUGCGGGCACCCGACAGGUUAGUAUUAAGGGCAAGUUUCAGAGUAACACAGGAACAACAACCACCAGAGACGCUGCUUCCGAUGUCACGUUUCUCAGCUUCUCGUUGGGGUCUGUCUCAGAUUAUCGGAGCAAAGAUUUGCGUGUCCUUGCUUUCCUUCUCCCACAACACCUCGGUCUGGCCUUCACGGAACCUCGUGUUCGCAUGGUCCUCGCAGCGGCGGGACUGGGCUUCGUCAACACCAGGAGCAUGUCAUUCUCUGCAGCGCUCGCGGAGUCCCCUCCUUUUCAGUACGAUUGGAUUGAUGGCGCCGAGAACCUUGAGAGAUACUCGCCGGGAGGCUACCACCCAGUCAUGAUCGGUGAUGUUCUUCGUUCCAAGUACCGCAUCGUCGACAAGCUCGGAUUUGGAGGCUAUUCCACGGUUUGGCUGGCCUGGGACAGUAUUGAUCGCCGCUAUCUCGCCCUGAAGAUUGGAAUAGCAGAUGCACCUUUGCAAGAGACAGACAUUCUUCGAAAACUUUCCAGCCCAUCACCAUCUUCACUCGCCCUCCACAGUCGCAGUUUUAUGCCCAUACUCUUCGACGAGUUUCAACUGCAUGGUCCCAACGGAACCCAUCAGUGUUACGCGAUGCCAGCAGCUCGAUGUGACCUCCGAGAGAUUUCGUACAGUCGGCUAUUUCCCCUUGAGGUCGCGCGCGCGCUAUGUGGCAGGCUAACCUUGGCUAUUGCCUAUAUGCACUCACAAGGAUAUGCUCAUGGAGAUAUCCAUCUCCGCAACGUCCUCCUCAAACUCCCAUCAAGCUUCGACCACCUGUCCGUCGAAGAGUUCUACGAAGAAUACGGCGAACCACAAUCUAUCCCAGUCACGGAGCAAAACGGCAAGCCACUUCCUCCGAACGUCCCAGCGAACGCCGUGAUACCAAUCUUCCUCGGAAAGCCCGCAGAGAAACUGAAACUAUCUGACGCACAGAUCCUUCUCAGCGACUUUGGCGAAGCAUUCGCUCCCGACCUACAAACUCGGCUCGGGAAGGAGUCUCACAUAGCACACCCCUUGCGUCCACCGGAAGCUAGAUUCGAGCCAGAGAAACCUCUGUCAUACUCGGCCGAUGUCUGGAGCUUAGCACUCGCAAUCUGGGAGAUUCUCGGCAUGAAGGCGAUCUUUAGCAUGGAGUUCGUCACACCAGACGAGGCAAUUUCACAACGAAUCGAAGUGUUGGGUCCAAUGCCAAAGGAAUGGUUCGAGCAAUGGGAGGAUCGUGCGAAAUUCUUCGAUGAUGAAGGCUGUCCUACUCCGGGUCGAGAGCUAUGGCCACCGAUCGAGCGGGGGUUUGAAGAAGGGAUACAGAAAUACCGACGGAAACGGAGGAUGGGAGAGUUUGGCCUGGAGGAAACCAUGGCGAUUGUGGAUCUAAUGCGCCGAAUGUUGGCAUUUCGUCCAAAAGAACGACCCCGUUGAAGAGAUCCUGCAGUCGGAAUGGAUGGCCAAGUGGGUGAUGCCAGACUACCAUCGGGGUCGUCAGAUGGAACGAUGAGACAAAUCCUGUUGAACAUAUUGGUCUAAUAAUUACCGUACACUCAUUGAUCGUUUGCAAGGACGCGCUGGUUGAUAAACGUGGUAGCCACGCCACAUAAAGAUUCUCCGCAUCAUGCGAUUUCUGGCAUGCGUGACGAUUCACCAUAUCGCCGCUGGCUUUUGAGGAAAUGCGACUAAUGAUAUGAGGAGAAAUAUGACCUAGAUCAGAAGAAACGAUAGUCUUACGCAGCUCUUCAAAACGCAUUCAUUUUCUCGGUCUCUACUUCUCGUAGACAGAUGUGAUAACAUUGGACACCAGAAUAAUCAGCUUCGGCCGCCCACCGCUAGCCUCAGUAUGGGCGACUUCACAAAAGAGGAG
Messenger RNA from Aspergillus calidoustus, 2395 nucleotides. The record is from the annotation of a GenBank genome assembly. Lineage: Eukaryota; Fungi; Ascomycota; Eurotiomycetes; Eurotiales; Aspergillaceae.